CGCAAACGCCUUAUUUCGCUUUGCAAACAAUGAGCAUGCUCAGGCUACAGAAGCGUUUGGCUUCCAGUGUCUUGCGCUGUGGCAAGAAAAAGGUGUGGCUGGACCCAAAUGAGACCAAUGAGAUUGCUAAUGCAAACUCUCGCCAACAGAUUCGAAAACUAGUGAAGGAUGGAUUGAUUAUUAGGAAACCUGUGACAGUUCAUUCCCAUGCUCGCUGCCGCAAGAACACACUGGCACGCCGCAAAGGACGGCAUAUGGGUGUCGGAAAGAGGAAAGGUACGGCUAACGCUCGCAUGCCAGAGAAGUUGACAUGGAUGCGACGUAUGCGGAUCUUGCGUCGUCUCUUGCGGCGCUACAGGGAGUCCAAGAAGAUUGACAGACACAUGUACCACAGUCUCUACCUGAAAGCCAAGGGUAACGUCUUCAAAAACAAGCGCAUCCUCAUGGAGCACAUCCACAAGCUGAAGGCAGACAAGGCUCGCAAGAAACUCCUGGCUGACCAGGCCGAAGCCCGCCGUUCAAAGACAAAGGAGGCCCGUAAGCGCAGAGAGGCACGUCUCCUGGCCAAGAAAGAAGAAAUUAUCAAGAACUUGUCAAAAGAGGAGGAGACAGCAAAGAAAUGAGUACCAACACAUCUCCUACCCAAAAAUUCCUGCUAUUGUUGUCAAUAAAUUUUUUUACAUGACUCUUAAUUGUGAACAUUAUCAACCCGUGCAAAGGCCUACAUUUGUCAAACAUUAAUUUUCUUGCAUCAAAAAUGAUUGCCUGCACAAAAGAGUGUACCAUAAAUGUUGUUUUUGAUGCUGACUUGUGCCACCGCAACCCAUGUUUGUUGACAAAUUUGGCCUUCAACGACAAGUUUGACAUUUCAGUGAAAUGUCCUGUUCCGGACUUUUUUUUUUCUUUCAAAGUAGGGAAAGCUGCUCCUGUCUGCUUUCCAUCAGGGCAGGUGUAACCUGGCAGCAGGGUGCCAUAGUGAGGAUUAGGAAGGUCAUUCUCCUUCAACUAGAGGGUUGGAGUGACAGCGAGCAUCCACUGUGCUGAAGGAGUUUGAGAAAGACAUCGGAUGCUCAGGGAUGCCGUUCUGUAGCCGACACGUCACUCUGACCUGGGAAAUUGAGAAUUUCUCCUUGAGGGACUAGUGUGUCAAACCAAAUAACCCUCUAUUUUCAUGUGUAAUGAUUGAAGGACGAUGGAUUUUUCACUAGUCUGGUCUAUCAGCAGUUGAAUUCAAAUGUCAUCCACCGAUGAAUGGCGUCUUCCAUACGGUAUUUGAGUGAUUUAAGAGUUAGUUCAAUCUAUGGCCUAAAUUACAUAUAUUAGGGGCAUCUAAAACUUGCUUGAGGCAACUUCGACUAAUAUGUUAUUGGUAGUGCGAGCUGUUGAUUCGGCUCCCUCUUAAAAUAAGCUGUAGCCUCAGUUUUGUGGAUAACAUGACUAAGAAGCCAACAUAGGAAAGAAUGAAUUACUGGCAAGUUACUUCAUUUUAUCAUUAAAUGCAGUUGCGUGUUUUUUUUUUUUUUUAAUUUCCUAACACAGUUGACAUUUCUAUUUUCUGAUUUAGUAAAGGAAAUAAAAACAAUCAAUUCAUAGGUUGUUAUGCUGAAAUGUACCAGAACAUUAAAAGAUAUACAUUUACGUUAUAGGUCAAAGUGCAAAAAGUUCUCAAAGUUUUUAUUGACAAGGUCCCCUCUGUAUCUUGGUGAAAAAAAUGUUAGCGUGGCAUGUUAAAAGUUGUUUUUUUUGGAUUAAAAAUAGUAAUAAUUACAUUUAUAUCGCGUUUUUCUAGACACCCAAAGCGCAAUGUCAUGGUUUCAGUGUUUUCAAUAAAAUAGCGUGUGAAUGAUAAAAAGAUGAAA
This is a messenger RNA of Lampris incognitus (smalleye Pacific opah), 1859 nucleotides long. RefSeq names its product 60S ribosomal protein L19-like. Gene Ontology annotation, molecular function: RNA binding; structural constituent of ribosome. Lineage: Eukaryota; Metazoa; Chordata; Actinopteri; Lampriformes; Lampridae. The transcript is spliced from 6 exons. The coding region runs from base 30 to 623 and encodes 197 amino acids. The record is from RefSeq and is a predicted model, not a curated record. Gene Ontology annotation, biological process: translation. Gene Ontology annotation, cellular component: cytosolic large ribosomal subunit; ribosome.